AUGAAUCUGGGAGAGAAAACCAUUUUCCAAGAUCUGACAAAUCAGGGGACUGUGGUAAAGCCCUAUUGCUGGCAGAGACAGAACCACAUCUGUGCUAAGUGUCCCUACCACAUAGGGACUGGUGAAGAAGCGAGGUUGCCUUACGCAGAAUUUUGCAGGGUCUUUGCUUUCCCAUACAGAUCAACAGCAACUCUCGCAACGCUCCGAAAUAAACACCUUCUCUUCUAUGAACUGAGGAGUUUCUCAGGCAGAGUAGUCCAAAAAGGCCAUGCUACAAACUGUACUGACCAAGACAACCAUCCAGAAUCUAUGCUGUUUGAGAUGGGUGGUUAUCUGGAUGCAGUUACAGAUGCCUAUGAAAACAUUGGAUGCAUCAUGCUCUGUUCAAAUUACUCUCCUUGUAACGAGGCUUACCACUGCUGCAUAAGUAAAAUCUACAACUUCUUGCUGAAGUAUCCAGAAAUCACGCUCUGCAUCUAUUUCUCUCAGCUUUAUCACACUGAAGACAGUUUCCCCCCAGCUGUGUGGAACUGGGAAGCUUUGUGGAGCCUCUCCAGCCUGUGGCCUCGGGUGACUCUGCAGAGACUGCCUGGGGCGGCACGGCAUUACCUCCUCUGCAAUUUUGUGUACAGCAUCCCAGGGUCAACCCUUUAUCACCCAGCACCACCAUCAAGAACCCUAGCAGACGAACAAAAUCCACAUCAAAUUAACAGCUCAAGAGGAAUGAAACCAUAUUUGAGGAAAGCCUUUCUACAAGUGAUGCAGGGAAAGCCUGCUGUGCAGCAGAGCUUAAAGGCCUUUUCUUCUCCUAGCCUGGCCUCCCAACAGCCUUUCCAAGCGAUGAAAGGCAGUCUGCUACCUCCAAUGUCUCAAAGCGACUUGGUGCUUUUCCCAGGCAUUUUUCUGCCCUUUCAGAGGGAACAUCUAUACCCCAGACCUAAAAAUAUUGUAAGGCAUUUAAAAAUGCCAAAGGAAUAA
Molecule: messenger RNA, 978 nt
Organism: Harpia harpyja (harpy eagle)
Lineage: Eukaryota; Metazoa; Chordata; Aves; Accipitriformes; Accipitridae
Gene: APOBEC4
Product: apolipoprotein B mRNA editing enzyme catalytic polypeptide like 4
Source: RefSeq, a predicted model, not a curated record